CAAAGUGGGGUCUUAACGGCAGCAUUCUGCUUUGUCAGCAGGGCAGCUACGAUACGUCCCUUUCCCUUUGAGGUGCGUGCCUACGGCGAGGCUAAGCUAGUCGGGGCAAAGUGUUCGUGUUUGUAGACGACACGAAAACGAAAAAUAACAAGAAUGCCUGCGCAUUGUGCUGCGUACGGUUGCACACGACGCCGUACAGCCGAAACAAGGGACGCGGGAAUAACCUUUCAUAAGUUUCCCAGAGGUGAUGAGAUCAGGAGACAGUGGGAAAAAGCUCUGAGGAGAAAGGAUUUUACUGCGACUGAUGAGACUGUGCUCUGCAGUCAACAUUUUAUGAAAGAUGAUUUUGACAGGACUGGGCAGAUUUGCCGGAUUAGAGCUGGUGUCAUUCCAUCAGUCUUUAACUUCCCGGAUCGUCCAAGAAAAGUUGAGAGAACAAGGAUGCCAAGAACCACAAGAACGUCAAUGAAAGCUCGGGAGGGCCUACCAUUACCCAGCCCUCACAAAGCCACCAAAAAGGAAUUCCAACUUAAUAGUGACCUUCCUGAAGCAGAAAGGACCACGACAACCUCAAGGAAAAGUAACAGUCUACCAUUACCCACCCCUCAGAAAGUUACCAAAAAGAAGCAUCAACUUAAUAUUGACCUUGACCACAACUAUUCGCUACCCAGUUCUCCCGCUGCUCUGAAGGUCAAGUUUAGUCAGGCUGCAACUAGAAUUUGGAACCUGGAGAAGGAGAAGAGAAAUGCGCUGGUACGAGAACGAAGGGCAAUGAAAAGUCUAAUAGCUGUACUGCACAAGCCCUUGUGCAAGUCUUGUGUCUGAGGUUAUAAAAUCACCACCGUUCAGCGAGAACUAUUAUGUUUUGAACCUGAAAAAUAGUGGCUUGGUGAUUCCCUUUUAUAGCUCUGUUCAGGUUGUGAGAGCUACCAUUCGCUAUAUAGUCCUGAGCAAAUACCAUAAGGAUUCAGUGUUCACACAUUAUUCCGGGAAGAGAUUGGCACAAAGUAUAUGUUUUCACUCGGGGAGCACAUGUAUGAGGAAGAAUUCAUGCAAAACAGUCCUCAUACACCAUUAGGUUGUAUAAUUCCGAGGUGAUGUUAAGUGUUUUGAUUUACUCAGAGACACACAACAGUUUCAUUGUUCCUGUUUCUAACUUGUACAAAUGUCAAUAAAUGUCAUUCUAUUUUA
Molecule: messenger RNA, 1191 nt
Organism: Phyllopteryx taeniolatus (common seadragon)
Lineage: Eukaryota; Metazoa; Chordata; Actinopteri; Syngnathiformes; Syngnathidae
Product: THAP domain-containing protein 6-like
Exons: 5
Coding region: 154-825 (223 amino acids)
Source: RefSeq, a predicted model, not a curated record